Molecule: messenger RNA, 5484 nt
Organism: Marasmius oreades (fairy-ring Marasmius)
Lineage: Eukaryota; Fungi; Basidiomycota; Agaricomycetes; Agaricales; Marasmiaceae
Exons: 10
Coding region: 1-3537 (1178 amino acids)
Biological process (GO): error-prone translesion synthesis; error-free translesion synthesis
Cellular component (GO): nucleus
Molecular function (GO): DNA-directed DNA polymerase activity; damaged DNA binding; deoxycytidyl transferase activity
Source: RefSeq, a predicted model, not a curated record
AUGGCGCCCCCUGCGCCUUCUUCUAACUGUGAUUCCGAUUAUUUCUCGUCCCAAGACUCUAGUUUCCUUGCUGCUCUGAAGAGUACUCGAUUCCCCGGAGAUAUAUCCCAAAGCUCAACCGACUCGCACAAAACAUCACCAUUACGUCCUAGCACUCGAUCUCGGCAACAUGUUCUCUCGGAACCUGAAUCGAGCUCUCGUGGGUCUGGAUUAAAUGAAGGUCGACAUUCCUUGAAGAGACAGCAUGUCCAGAUCGACGACUCAAGUGACGACCAGGUUCUUCACCCAGCAGAUAUUUACGGAGAAGCACAUUUCGAUGGCUUUGGAGAGUAUGCACGUAGGAAGAGAGCUAAGCUACAGAUUCAAAAUGUUGAAAAUGUAGAGGAACAAACAAAAACAGUACCUCAGAUCUUUAAAGGAGUUGCCAUCUUUGUUACUGGAUGGACGACGCCAUCUAUUCAAGAACUCCGGUCUCUCAUUGUACGUCAUGGCGGGGUGUUUCAUGCUUACCUGGAUAAGAAAAGCCUUGUAACUCAUAUCGUUACAUCCUCCAUAACACCUGCUAAAGUACGCGAAUAUAAGAACAUGAAAAUUGUGCGACCAGAAUGGCUUGUCCAGAGCACGAUACAAGGCGUCCUUCUCCCAUGGACAGAGUUCAAGUUUCGUCCCAAUCAACGCUCAGAAAGUGCUCAAGGCAAGCAGUCUUUACAACAAACACUUCCUCAAGAAUUUACUUCCCAAUCUCCAACGCUUGCCGUCGUGACGAAAAAAAACGGUGAUCCUGAAGACGCAAAUUCUGCUAGUCAAAUCCCUAAUUACACCACGGAUCCGAAAUUCUCCAAAGUGGGCGCCCACGUUCCCCAUUAUGCAGCAGACAAAUCGAACCCAAAUGCACGGCGUGUUAUGAAAAAUGCAGAAUGGCGUAAUUCCCACACCUCUGCUGCACCAGAUUUUAUCGAAGGAUAUUACAGAAACUCUCGUUUGCAUCACCUCUCAACCUGGAAAUCUGAACUUAAAUCCCUCUUGAAAGAAGCACAAGAAAGGGCCGAACGAGGCGAUGGAUUCGGUGACCUUGCGAGUGAAGAGGAUGUCUGCAGGACUCCAGGGAAAUUCUCCGCCGAAGAAUUCAAUAACCACGACUAUACUGGAGUUAGCAUGCGAGGCGCUGAACUUGUGCUUCGUUCCCCCAGUAAAGGGGGGAAAGACAAGGGAAAGGGGAAGGCGACUUCCGUAGGAGAAGAACGUGUCAUCAUGCACUGUGACUUUGACAGUUUCUUCGUCUCUGCCGGACUAGUUAGUCGGCCUACUCUCAAAGGCAAACCCGUCGUGGUAUGCCACUCACAGGGUUCUCAAGGUGGAACUUCUAGUACAAGCGAGAUUGCAUCCGCUAGCUACGAAGCCAGAAAAUUCGGAAUCAAGAAUGGAAUGAGUCUCCAGCAAGCGAGAAAGCUGUGUCCUAACGUUACUACAAUGCCGUACGAAUUUGAACUAUAUAAGCAAAUUUCGCUGAAAUUCUACACAAUCCUGAUGAGUCACGCCGAUGAUCUCCAGGCAGUUUCUGUCGAUGAAGCCUUGAUCGAUGUCACUAGCACUGUCGAACGACUUCGAGCCAGAGCCAAAGCGGACUUCGAUCCGUUCUCUUCGAGGGUCCCAGCGGCUGAUCCUGCGAAGGACUACGCGGAUUCUAUUAGAGAACAAGUGAAGAAGGCGACAGGGUGUGACGUAAGCAUCGGUAUUGCCCACAAUAUUUCGCUAGCACGUAUUGCUACGAAGUUUGCCAAACCCGCUGGAUCCUACCAUCUCUUACCUAAGGAUAUGGAUGAAGUACUCCAUCCGUUGGAUAUCUCUGAUUUACAUGGUUUCGGUUACUCGGCGAAACAGAAGGCCCUCGAUAAGCUGGGUGUCACUAAACUCGGGGAGCUGGCACUGAAAAGCAAGGGUGUCCUUUGUGACGCGUUGGGUAAAACUACCGGAGAAACGUUAUACAACGCAAUUCGCGGAAUCGAUGAGAGAAAGUUGGAAAAUGAUAAGGCAAGAAAGUCAGUUUCUUGCGACAUCAAUUAUGGAAUCCGAUUUGAGUCGAGUGAACAAGCAGAAGCGUUUAUUCAUCGAAUGGCGUCGGAAGUCAGUCGGCGACUAAAUGAAAUCCAAAUGCUAGGAAAGUCAAUCACGCUCAAGAUCAUGAAACGAGACCCAAGUGCCCCAGUUGAACCACCUAAGUUUCUGGGGCAUGGGGCAUGUGAGGUAUUCAAUAAGCAAAUGCCUCUGACUGACUCGAGUGGUCGUGCUACCGCCGAACCCAAGUUCGUAGGAGAACAUGCCUGGCGAAUGCUCAAGACCUUCAAUUUCGAUCCCAAAGAGCUGCGCGGUAUUGGAAUACAGAUUCAGAAGCUGGAAUCAUCUUCUGGUGAUAGGCCAGCGGAGCUAGGUCAAGCCCGACUGCCGUUCCAGAUGAUGUCAACAGGUCCGGUUUCUGGAGCAGAGCCGAACCCGAUACAGGUGGAAUCUGUUGCUGGACCAUCAAAACGUGAGGCCUCUCUUCCAGAGACGUCUCGGCAAGAACGGGAGAUGUCCGUCAUAUCUGAAAUUCCUCCGUUUUCUCAGGUUGACAUGGACGUCUUCCAUACGUUGCCAGACGAUAUCCGGAAGGAAUUGGAAGGCGAAUACAAGCGACGUUCGGAGUCUCCUUUCCCCCUCCCCCUCCCACGAUCUGGAAGAUUAUCUGUUCCUGCUGUCCCUGGAGGUCUGUUCCCUGCCAAACCUCUACCAGGACCUUCAUUUCCGUUUCCACGCAAAGCCAACCAAAGUACACUUAAUGUGAAACGUAUUACCCGACAACUUGCCCCUCGUGGCAGAGGCGCUUCGUGGUCACCCAAUAAGAAGAAUAUCUUCAUGAAACGUCCUAGUCUGGCAGCUUGGAAAGUUCCUGAUCAUGAACUUCGAAAUUUGGAUAUCGAUCCGGAAGUUUUUGCUAUGUUACCGCGUAAUGUUCAGCGGGAACAGAUCACGGCUGCACGAUUACUCAAGACUUUGGGUACAAUACCACAGAAAGCUACACAACGGAUUGUUCUCAAACCGCGCAAGCUUGAUCCCGGGGAAGUUUUCAUCCAACCUCCGCCGAAAGCGAACCACGUUCAGCCCCCGACACUCAAACAGCAAGGACCGCAGAAGGGGGAGAAAUUAUACUUUCACGAAACUGAUGAUAUACAAUGUGUCAUCGAAGAGUGGGUUGAUAGACACAGGAAUUGGCCGCCUAAUGACCGUGACGUCGCCUUUUUCGGCAAGUGGCUAGUGAAAAGCUUAGAAGCGACCGACGAGGGAAUGACAAGAGCAUUAGCCGUGAUGAAAUGGUGGGUUAUCUUACUGAAGCGAUAUUGGGCUCCUUUCGAGCUUGGUUACGACGAAGAAGAUGAAAAUCCAGAUUAUUUGAGGAGAGGAAAAGUGGGCGAAGCUUGGUGGAACGCUUUCAAGACCGUCAAAACUCAGAUGGAUGCGAUUGCUAAGAAACGUUUUGGGGGGAAACUUUCCAUUCGAUAAGAGGUUGGUUGUACAGAUAUGAAGCACAUUGUUGUAGAGGAUAAGUUAUAGUAUAAAUAUUCGAUACCUGGUACACCUUGCUUUAGGCUUGCACGCAGGUUGUGUGUGCCCUCGACGACUUGGAAGCGGUGGGAGCCCACGCUCUGGGGGUAAGGCUUUCGGCAUCACUGUACGUGAAGAAUCGUAACGACUUGGGGCGAUGGGUGGGGUCGGGAGUGGGCGUGGGACCUUUCUCAGAGGAGCGUUGGUGGAAACAGGUGGAGACUGAGCGGGUGGUCCUAGUCGCAAAGGAGGCUUUGGGACUGGGGCCCGAGUUGUGUGUGCUGUAAUUGUCGCGUCGGUGCUCAAAUGCUCAACUGGCCGUGCAGCAGAUGAGGAUUCAGUAUCAUGAAAAGAAUCUCGAAGGGAUCCUUCCAUGAGUGAUAUAGGAGAGUUCGCCGUGGAGUGGGGAUUGGGAAGCCGUUCCUCAGGGAACGAGAAUUCAUCGGGACUGGGAGGGAGAUUCAACGAUUCACCUAAGGACGUGGAGUCGUCUUCCAGAGUAAUAGCACCGCUCGUGGCGUCGCUGUCCCCAUCGUCAGAUUCCACAGUCUUCUCGAAAGUCAAGUCAAAGGCAGCUGGAGUGAGGAUUUCGAAGUACGGUUCCUUUCCUUUGGCACUACCUGCAGAGCCUGGAGUUCUGGCACUCUUCACGAAGCUGCGUACGACCUGAAAACACGGGACUGAAAUGUUGGGUAUUCGAACGGAGCCAACAGCUUCGGCGAGAUUUGCGGUGCGACCACGCCGCGCUUGCAGUCGGUCGGUGUUCGGACGCCACUUCCUGUCCGUCUUGGCGGCAUCAAGGUUGAGACGACCUGGUUUUCGAGGGAAUAACGUCGCUGUAAUAAGGAAAGGUUGGAUAGUCCCAGGGAGAGUACCACAGAGCGUCGACUCACGUAGUUCAACGGUGUUCGCGCGACGUUUUGACUCGAAUAUGCCUUCGUGCUGGACGUCUGCAUCAUAUAUGACACGAGCUGAACCAUAUUUGAGAGGCGUUAAUCGCUUCUCCGGUAAAAAAUCAAUGUCAGUGCUCCCGGGGCAUAGACUGAGUUGAUCGAACCUACAGGAAACUUCACUGGGUGUUCUGAGUCGACUGCCAUGAUGGGCCAGCGGAAAGAUGGUGCAGUAUAUGUACUCUCCCCACACUCCAAUGGAGUCUCCUCACCAUGGUAGCGACAUACCUGGUUGCUACAACGGAACUGCACUGCAUCCGUCCGAAGAUCGCCCAGGCCCCAUGAGGAAUAUCCGAGGAUAGCAGUAGAUACGCAGUAUCAUCCACCAUCGUCAUCACGGUCUCCACCAGCUACCUCGGGAUGGUCGGACACCGUGGUCCUACAGCGCUUUGCGAAACAUACCGACUCAAUUCUCGGACCCACUGACCUCGCACUCUUGAAACAAAGCGACAAAAUCAAAAGUAAUUUAUUAUUAGGGUCCAUGGAUUCAAAUCCUUCGUUGGACUGCACGCUAACGACGUGCCUACGACAUGUACUUACGCCGGCGCAUGACACUCCGAAAAUUCGCCCAACGCCGUACACUAACUACCUGGCCAGUCAGCCCCUCUAAGACAUACCAUACCUUGGCAUGGACAUAUUGUCAUAUACUAACAUAUGCCCGGUCGACUUGGUCUGAAGCUUGAAUGAGACUAAGCCAUUUUUGUGUACACUGUACCGUAGGCGCGUCCGGAUAACUUGCAAGUGAUCAGAGCAUCAAAAUUUGCCAGCUAUGCUCUGCAAAGCGCUGUCACUUUGCACCGCAAAAUGCGACCAUCACUGCAAGGUUAGGGCCUAGUCGAGGUAAUGAUUGACGUAUUAACAGUUCACAAAUUACCAUCUUAUUCCGCGACAACCUGACGAUCCAUUUGUAGUCUUCGUCCCAUGCUCGACUUCGACUUAAUCUCUUCGGGCGCGA